Diabrotica balteata is the source of this 2667-nucleotide messenger RNA. Lineage: Eukaryota; Metazoa; Arthropoda; Insecta; Coleoptera; Chrysomelidae. The record is from the annotation of a GenBank genome assembly.
AGAAGACGAUGCUGUCAGCAGUUGAAAGGAAUUUAAAAUUAUGUGUAACUUCUAUUUGAAGCAAAAUCAUAAAUUAAAAUAAUACAUAAAAAGAAAUUGUAAGCACUUAUAUUCCGAAGAGAUUCAUAUAUGUAAUUUAUUUCAGUGUAAUAUUGUUUUAAGCAUUAAGUAAAAAUGAUACCCCUAGGAAACAGAAUUGAGGACUAUCAAGUACAGAAUUUAUUGGGAAAAGGCGGAUUUGCAUCCGUCCACCGAGCAAGAUGUUUAAAAACAGGCAUAGAAGUUGCUAUCAAAAUGAUCGAUAAAAAACACAUGAAGGCCAAAAACAUGAUAAGUCGUGUAAUACAAGAAGUGGAGAUACAUUUAAGAUUAAAGCACAGUUCUAUUUUGGAGUUAUAUAAAUGGUUCGAUGAUAAUGAUUAUGUGUAUUUGGUUUUGGAACUGUGCCCCAAUGGAGAUUUACAAAAUUAUUUAAGAGAAAAGGCUUUGUCAGAAAAUGAAGUCAGCAAUAUUAUGACACAGGUGGUUGAAGGAAUCAAGUAUCUUCAUUCUUAUAAUAUUUUACAUAGAGAUUUAUCUUUGUCCAAUUUAUUACUUAGCAGUAAUAUGAAAGUAAAAAUAGCUGAUUUUGGUCUAGCAACUCAACUAGCCACCCCAGACGAAAAACAUAUGACGCUGUGCGGCACUCCCAACUUUAUUUCACCCGAAGUCGCGACAAGAGGAUCUCACGGACGGGAAGCUGAUGUUUGGGGAUUAGGUUGUCUCCUAUAUACACUACUAGUGGGGUCACCACCGUUCGAUACACCUGGUGUAAAAAGUACUUUAACGAAGAUUGUUAUGUCCAACUAUAAUUUACCGAGUUAUUUGUCUUCAGAAGCGAAAGAUCUUAUAAAUUCUUUAUUACAAAAGAAUCCAAAAGAUCGAAUGCAGUUGGAUCAAAUACUGGAGCAUCCUUUUAUGAAAAGGGGACGGAAUAUGGUGUAUCAUGUCAGCCACGAUAGUGGAAAUUAUACAAUGUCAAGCAAACGAGAUAGUACAUUCGGAGACAACAUAUCACUUCCACAUUCUCAAAAUGUAUAUACUACCAAUGGUCUUAUUAGGAAAGCAAAUAGUAAUUGUUUACCUCUGCAGAAUAAUUAUGUUGACAAUCAGUUACCUUCAGACAUGGAACGGCUUCGUGUUCGAAGUUAUGAAGGCCUCCCCACAUACAGAGACUCUAGACCAACAGAACAAAUUUCAAGAUGUUGUUCUCAAAAUUCCCAUUGUUGUUGCAAUGGACCCGUAUCCAGUUUAAGAAGUUGUAGUCAAGAGCGAGCGAUACCUGUUGAUCCAGGAGGGUAUCAAUACCAACCUAAGUAUAAUACAGGAUCCUUACAUUCGCAUCACUCGGAUCCCCCGUUGAGUUCGAACAUAGGAACUCACGUCAACCAUCAAGUAUCUGCAGGCCGCAUUCAUUCACCUCACCUUCAAACAGAGAAACAUAUCGGUCAAAGAGACCAUAGUUCUAAAAAAAUCGAAAGAAAAAGUUCUUUAACACCUCUGUGUUCAGAACGGCUGUUGCCUACGCGACAUCAAACGGGAAAUGCCGUCCUAAGUAUAAUAAAAAACGGAGAAGUUUGUAUAGAAUUUCUUAAAAAUCGGAAGACUUCCAAGAACGAUUUCGUGCGCAAAGUAAUGAGGAUAUCCCCAGAUGGUAUGAGGAUAGUUGUGUAUGAAUUAAAAGGGGGUCGGGGAGUUCCUCUUGGUGAGGAACCUGCCCCAGUACCCCCUCAAGGUGCUGAUCAAAUCUACGGAUUGGAAAAUUUGCCCGAAAAACUGUGGAGCAAAUAUGCAUAUGCUGUAACGUUUGUCGAUUUAGUGAAGGCUAAAACGCCGAAAGUGACGUACUACACUGACAAAGCGAAAUGUUUUCUGAUGGAAAACCUAUACGAUUUUGAAGCUUGUUUUUAUGACGGUGGCAAAGUAACUAAAUCGAUUACUGGGGGAAUAACAAUAAUCGACGCAUCUGGAAACAAGUUCCAUGACAAGUCCGAACCAAGUUCGAAAAGUAGCCUUCUUAAUGGUACAUUAGAAUAUUUGUGGAGCCACAGUCAGCAAUCGUUCGAUUACUGUGUACUAUUAGAAAAAACGCUCUCUACUUUACCGCGUCCUUCAUUUCCAAUCAUAGUUGGCCGAAAACCGACCUCAAUGGGCUCUGUUGGUAAAGAAAACCAUCAAAACCAUCAGCAAACAAUGCCAUCUUUUACAGUAUCAUAUACAGGUACAAAUAUUGGAUCAACGUUUGCAAACAGUUCUAAUGCAAGGGAGAAAAAAAUUGUAGUACCAGGAGUGGGUACUGCCAGUCGAUUGGCAAAUGAAGUAGUACAAGUAUGCUUUAAUGAUGGAUCUCAGAUGGAGGUAGAUGGUAAAACCGUAAAUUAUCGAUACCCAAACGGCCACAUAUCUUAUUAUACAGAAAAUGAAGAUAUGCCACCAGCAAUAACUGAAAAAGUACAACACAUGCCGAAAGUUCUAAAAUUUUUAAAUUCACAUUCUGUUACACAAAAAAUUGUUAAUUUAAGAUAAAUAAGUAAAAAUAUAUUUAUAUAUUUAUAUUCAUUGUUACACAAUUCAUUUACAAUGUAAGCAACAUGCACUAAUUAAAUUAUUUCCAUAUCUAGACCUUAA